AUGAUUCACGAAUAUUUCAUGUGUAAAUAUACUGAAUGGGACAUCAUCAAGUUUUUAGAACAAUGCAACCUGAAUACAUUUGGAAAAAAAAUAGAAUGUUAUCUUUUGUCUCUAGAAGAAAUUGUGCAAAAGGAGAAAGGUAGAAGGAACUUAAAAGCAAGAGAACUCUUAAAUGAUUACAAAAAGGCAGCUUCUCUCUAUCAUAGUCUUCGAGACGAGCCACAAAGCUAUGUUGGAGAGCAGGGGGGCAUCUACUCAGAUCGCCAUUGUGCGAGGAAAGCAGAGAUAGAAAGAUGUUCAAUUGAAAAAACCCCAAUUCGGAUCUACAAUUCCAAUAUCACAGGAGUUAGAACCUUUAAAGGUGGGAUGGAAACCAUAAAUGGAGGAAUUUUUGGUGUUAAUUUUUCAGAAGCCAUUGAUGAUUUGCCUAAAAAAAGAGAUGGAAAAGAAGAAAUAGCAAUAAUAAAAAAAGUGAACAACAAGGUAAAUGUUGAUGAUAAUGAAAAUCUUCAAGAUGUUUUAGAAGACAAAUCUUCUGAGUUUGAAAUGGAUGAAAAUCAAUCAAAUGUUAAUUCUAAUGAAGAAGAUGGAGUAGAAAGUGAAGAAUAUGAGAAAGAAGAUCAGGAAAGUAAUGAAAACGAAAAAGAGACUUGUGUUAAAGUUGAUAAGAAUGCAUUUCGUCUAGCAUUUGAAAAAACACCAGAAUCAUCUAAAUUAAAAUUAACUUCUGGAAAAGUAGUUGAAGACAUACUUUUUAAUUAUGUAAAGGAUCAUGAUUAUGAACAGUUAAAGAUGAAAGCGUUGUUCAAUAGCGAAGAUUGGAUGGAAUUGACCAAAGAUCAUUUAGGCACUCCUGCGGUUCCA
This is a messenger RNA of Entrophospora sp. SA101, 864 nucleotides long. The record is from the annotation of a GenBank genome assembly. NCBI's taxonomy places the organism in Eukaryota, Fungi, Glomeromycota, Glomeromycetes, Entrophosporales, Entrophosporaceae.